Molecule: messenger RNA, 2115 nt
Organism: Magallana angulata
Lineage: Eukaryota; Metazoa; Mollusca; Bivalvia; Ostreida; Ostreidae
Exons: 2
Coding region: 55-2115 (686 amino acids)
Source: RefSeq, a predicted model, not a curated record
ACGGCACCUAAAAUAAAAUAGCAGCAAAUUUCGUCUGAUGUGAUUUCUUUCAAAAUGGAGUCUUUCCCUCCACAAAUAUGUGAGGGAAUGCAGCACAUAUCAGAAUCCGUGUUUGUGGUACUAUGUGAGAUAGUGGGGACCUCACAAGACGUGGCCCUCAGGAGGGAGACAGAGGACAUCAGGGAUGUGGUGGUUAGAGGAAGGUUACCUAUUAAUGAUGGGUUCAUGAGUACGUUAAGUGGAAGUAAGAGAGAAGGAUUCAGACUUGAGGGAUCAGAUGUGGACUGGAUGUUCUGGCUAAACGACCACCAAGUGAUCAUGGACGUGUCUCAGUCUGAGUAUUACAACACAGCCAAUACAGCCUUGAUUCUCUCUGACAGUUCUGAGAGUCCACCAGGAUUCAGUCUACUUCAGUUACUGUCACCAUUCGUAAACAGAGAAGUCUAUUCAGCAUGUGUCAGAACGAAUGAUAGACUCUAUAUAUCUAGUUCUAUAUGGAGACAGUUAACUUGUUCAGCAUUAAUUCCUAAUUCUACUAUACAUGGACCCUGUGGUAGUAGUGAUGAAGCAGGGGUUCAAUAUGCCACUGCCUUCUGUUUUGUUUGUGACUUUUGGCCUCCGUCUGCCUCCUCUUGGACAGACAGAUGUCACACAUGGCCAGAUCCUGAAGUUGUUGAUAACAUUGUCAGAAAUGGAUGUCACUUUGUAGCAAUAGGACACCCAUUAGGGCCCCAUGAAAAUGAAGAAUGGAGAAUUUCUUUUUCUCUGGCAGAAAAUAAACUUGUCUCAUCAAUGAAUCACUGUCAGUUUUUGACAUAUGGGUUGUUAAAAAUUUUCUUAAAAGAAGUUAUAGAUCAACAAUCAGAAGAAACCAAUAAACUGUUGUGUUCCUAUCACAUGAAGACAACAGUUUUCUGGACGAUUCAACAAAACACGCUACCUCACUGGUGUCCACAAAAUAUCCUGGCCGGUUUCUGGAUCUGCUUUAAACUCCUCCUUAAAUGGGUGUUUAAGGGAGUUUGUCCCAACUUUUUCAUCCCACAAAACAAUCUGUUUCUGACUAAGGUCCAUGGCUCAGCACAAAACAGAUUGUUCCUACAGUUACACGAGUUGUACAAGGAAGGUCUGGCCUGUCUGUUACAGAGUUCCUCUAUCAGGUCCUACAUCAUUGAUGUCCUGUACAAUCCUAGACUUUCUAUUUGUACAGACGAGAGUAUAAUGAGGUCUGAAGUUGAUUAUGAUCUAAAAGUGGUCAUACUGUCAGAAGGCAUGAUACACAUUUUCAGGAGCGGAGAUAUUAUAAUUGAUACUACCAAAACCAUACACAUAAUAGAACAGUUUGUGGAGUCACCAAUGACACAUCAUCAAGUUGUAGUGAUACAGAGACUUACAACCAACCUUCUUCAAAGAACAUCUUUUCUAUUACAAAACAUGCACAAUGACACAGGUUUCAACAAACAGACGUAUAUUGCAGACAAAAUGUCCUGUCACAUGCUGAAAUUAGCAGCCAAGUUUGGGUGUGUAUCUGACAUGUUGUACAUUGCCAUAUAUUAUUACAAGACACUCAGAUACAGGGAAGCUUUAUCUGUUAUAGAGAUGACAAAGGUCAAGUUAGCACAGCCAUAUCUGAUGUAUAAUAGACAUGUAGACAGAGAGAGGUAUACUGAGGCUGUAGGAGGACAGUCCUGGUCUACAAAGAUAAGACAGGCUGUAGCAGAGGAAAUAGAUCUUGACAACAGAAUCUGUUAUAUCAGUGAACUUAUACCAGAACAACAGUCUGGUCUAAAGAACAGAACGACUUCUUUAUUUAUCCCAUUGUUUGUUAUGUUACACUUCCUAGAGUUCUUGUGUUACAGACACAUUGAUACAACGUUAUCAUUAGCAGCUUUAGAUGAGCUACAGUUCCUAGUCCACCAUGAUCAGGGACUGUAUAUACGUGAUAUAUACAGAUACAUCUCCUGGGAGAUCCUGGGGAUCUGUCAACAGAUCACAGGGGACCUCCAAGGUGCUCUAUACUCAUACCAACAGUCGCUGAUCCCACAUCAUCCAUGGAACGAAAUACCAACAGCUACUCAGAAGAGAAUACAGGAAAUUGUUCAGUCAGCACCACACUAG